AUGAAGGUUCUCGGGGGCUCUGGCUUCAUUGCCUCUCACUGCUUAAAGACUUUACUUGCUAGAAACCAUACUGUGGUUACUACUGUUCGGAGCGCCGAAAAAGGUGAAAAGAUCAUCGCUGCUUAUCCGGAAUCUUCCAAGGGCCAGCUUUCCUACGUGGUUGUUCCUGACAUUGCCCAAGAACACGCGUUUGACCAAGCCAUCAUUUCGGACCCCCCAUUUGAUGCUAUUCUUCACACCGCAAGCCCAUUUCAUUUCAACUUCCAGGAACCCAAGGAGCUACUUGACCCUGCAAUCAAUGGCACGAAGGGAAUUUUACGCGCAAUCAAGGACAAAGCCCCUUCAGUGAAGCGAGUAGUCAUUACCUCUUCCUUUGCUGCUAUCGUUAGCCCAGGCGAACAUCCCGACGUGUACAGCGAGAGCCAAUGGAACACAGUCACCUACGAGGAAGGCAUUGAAUAUCGUGAAAAAACCUACCGUGCAAGCAAGGCACUCGCUGAGCGAGCUGCAUGGUCUUUCAUGGAAGAAGAGAAGCCCGGAUUUUCUCUUGCAACCAUAUGCCCUCCGUGGGUCUUUGGACCUCCAAUUCAUGCCCCUGAGUCCCAGGCAGCACUGAAUACAUCAAACGCUUAUUUUUUGAUGUUGAUGCAUGGAGGAUGGAAGGAAAAGUUGCCUCCAACUGGCACCUGGCUCUGGGUUGAUGUGCGAGACAUCGCUCUUGCUCACGUCAGAGCUAUGGAAGUUCCCGAGGCAGCUGGAAAGCGGUUCUUUACUACUGCUGGCCACUUUGAUAUGAAAGAAGUUGCAGAAAUUGCCAAGAAGAGAUUCCCUGAGUAUGCCGACAAACUUCCGACUGAGUUGGCGUCGGACAAGCCCAGCCGUCUUUAUGGCUUCGACAACAGCCGCUCGAAGGAAAUUCUUGGGCUAGAAUAUCUGUCACUGGAGAACUCUGUUGUCGACACAAUCAAGUUCCUACAGAGUCAUCAAAUUUGA
Penicillium malachiteum is the source of this 993-nucleotide messenger RNA. RefSeq names its product SDR family oxidoreductase. The record is from RefSeq and is a predicted model, not a curated record. The transcript has 3 exons. Gene Ontology annotation, molecular function: oxidoreductase activity, acting on the CH-OH group of donors, NAD or NADP as acceptor. The coding region runs from base 1 to 993 and encodes 330 amino acids. Lineage: Eukaryota; Fungi; Ascomycota; Eurotiomycetes; Eurotiales; Aspergillaceae.